Molecule: messenger RNA, 1067 nt
Organism: Penaeus vannamei (Pacific white shrimp)
Lineage: Eukaryota; Metazoa; Arthropoda; Malacostraca; Decapoda; Penaeidae
Gene: Taf12
Product: TATA-box binding protein associated factor 12
Biological process (GO): DNA-templated transcription initiation; RNA polymerase II preinitiation complex assembly
Cellular component (GO): transcription factor TFIID complex; SLIK (SAGA-like) complex; SAGA complex
Molecular function (GO): TBP-class protein binding; protein heterodimerization activity; DNA binding
Source: RefSeq, a predicted model, not a curated record
UUGUUUACAAACCACAGUAGUUGUGUCAGGAGUAAAGCUUCUUCCUGGAGUGUUGUACAGCAUGUCUCAGCCAGUGCAGCAGGUGGUGAGUGGUCAGGUUGUGCAAGGGCAGAUGGUUCAAGUUCAAGGCCAGGUGGGACAAGUGGUUUCUGGCACACAGGUCGUCAACAGUGCAGGACAGGUGGUAAUGACAACAACUUCAGGACUGACAACUAUAGGGGGCCAGCAGCUCAUGACACAGCUUGUACCAGGUCAGGCCAUGCCAGGACAGGUUGUCCACCAAGCCCCAGCUGCCAUAGGUCAUGGUGCAACACCUACCACUGGUCUGACUCAGGGUCAAAUUGUGAAUGCACAAACUGUGACAGGUGUUCAGCAAGUGGUGCAGGGCCAACAGAUACAGACAGUCAACCACCAAGUGGCCCAGCCUACCAUGGUUGCUGCAGCAACAGCGGCAGCCCCAGCACCCACCCCACAGUCUACUGCCACACCUACUGCCACAACAGUCAAGGCAGCAGGUCCAAAUCAAGCUGUUCCAGCACCCACAGCGUCAAACAAUGCUACAGCUGACACAACUGCCCCAGUCUUGAACAAACAAAGAAUUACUGAAUUAGUCAGGGAAGUUGACCCAAAUGAACAGCUGGAAGAGGAAGUUGAAGAAAUGCUUCUUGCAAUUGCUGAUGAUUUUAUUGAGUCCACUGUCAAUGCAGCUUGUCGUCUGGCAAAGCACCGAGGAGCACGUUCACUUGAUGUCAAAGAUGUGCAAAUGUACCUAGAACGUAACUGGCACAUGUGGUUGCCAGGCUUUGGGACAGAUGAGCUACGACCCUACAAAAGGGCACCAACAACAGAAGCUCACAAGCAAAGGCUAGCACUCAUUAGGAAAGCAAUUAAGAAAUAUUAAGCUUUAGAUCUCUUUGUUAAUAGUUUUAGUUUAAGUCUGCAAUUAUAUAUAUAUAUAUUUUUCCUUCCCUUUUCUUUGUUAUAUUUCAUAUGGCACAUGUCACUUAACCUAUCAUUCUAUAGAUUGUGAAAAUGUAAUGAAAAUAAAAGAUAUAUAGUGAAACAUG